Messenger RNA from Lactuca saligna, 1224 nucleotides. NCBI's taxonomy places the organism in Eukaryota, Viridiplantae, Streptophyta, Magnoliopsida, Asterales, Asteraceae. The record is from the annotation of a GenBank genome assembly.
AUGAAUACCAUCUCUGACUUGACAUACGGAUGUGCUGGAAAUCCUUUACAAAUUCGGAUUCUACGGAAAUGGAAGCCACAAUUCCGCCGUCACGAAACAUGGUUUCUUGGAGUAGACAAAAAUGGAGAUGCGAUUCAAAUUUUGGGACAGAGAACAAACCAGAGUUUCAUAGAAUCAAUCUUCACCGUCUCUAACUGCUAUACAUUAUCCCACUACAACUGUCCCAAUCUUGAUGAAUAUCAGAAAAUUGUAGAAAAUAACAUCUAUGUAGAUGUUGGCCUUGCUUCUGCAAUCGAACGUAUUCCGGAUACGGUCACAAUACCAAGAACAUGGUUUCGGUUUGUCUCAGAGCCUGGUUUAAAUGACUUUGCUGAAAAUCCUCCAUACCUUCCAGACUUCAUUGGCUUAUUAUCAAGACUCAGAGAAUGCAAGAAGGAAUGCAUCGAUGAGCCUGAAAAAUUUAAUCGUGAAGAACUUGCAUCACCUCCUACAGCAACAAUUGUUGUUGUUACCAGCUUAAAAGCAUCUUCUUUCGGCGGACAUGGAAUAAUAGCCUCCCCAAUCUUUCAGUAUAAACUGAAUGUAACCAUAACCGAUCCCACAGGAUCUAUACCAACGACCUUAUCUGAUAACACAGCACAUAAACUAUUUGGUGCUGGUCCUGAUAAAAUAAUAACAGAUACUUCUGACAAGGACAAAAAAACCUUACCUCUUAUCAUCAAAGAAUGUGAAGGGAAACUCAGACACAUGUAUGUUCAGAUGACAAGGUCCUCCACCAAGAACAACAUUCGGUUCAUAAUCAUUGGUAUCGAAGAUGGAAGCUCCAUAAGUCAAUCCGCAAUACCAGCAACUCCUUUGCCCUCCACACAAUCGACGGUUACCAAAGGUCAUACCAACAUUCCACUGUCAUCCUCAUCUCACAGCACAACAAUUGCAAGAAAUCUAUCCUUUGAAGAUAAAUCACCUUAUGAUAAAGAAGGAAAGCCCGAUAUUAUAGAAGCUGCACAGACAAAGCUUGAAGAAGGAUUCGACAUGCCCAAUACCAAUUACGGCACCAUGCCAAUCGACACAGAUGACAGCAACUACAACACCAUAAAAAACAUUAUGCAAGAAGUGGAGGUUGAAGAUGUCUCCAUGGCGGACAACAUAUCGUUCAUGCUCGCCUCAAUCCAUAAAAGGAUUGGCAAGUACAAGAGGACAAUGGCAACUCACCCUCGUAACUAA